AUGGUCACGGGAGCAGCUGACCUGAUGUUUCGGCAUGUCUUCGAGGGAAGCUUAUCAAUGUGCGACACGGAUAUUGAGCGGAGGCCAUAUCAUCGCAAUUGCACAUGCGCGCUGCACAAAAAGAAGGCCACCUGCCCAAAUGCUGUUUUGCAUAGCAGGAUUAUUUCAUUCCCCAAAAAGGAAUUAUGGAAUAAAUGUUCCUUAAUUUCCGUAUCAGCUUCCACGGUUUCUUCUCGAUCCUCUUAUGUUGCUGAUUCAUCAGUUAGUAGUAGUGAGUGCAUCAAGUUUACAGGAGAAGGUUUAAUUCUUUUUUCAGUUUUGAAGUCAUCCGGCAAGAUUCCUUCAGGUUAA
Molecule: messenger RNA, 351 nt
Organism: Fraxinus pennsylvanica
Lineage: Eukaryota; Viridiplantae; Streptophyta; Magnoliopsida; Lamiales; Oleaceae
Source: the annotation of a GenBank genome assembly